AUGCCUAAAGUUAAGCGAGAAAAGAAACCAAAAUCACAAAAUGGCAUUGUAAAGCAAGGAAUAUUAUUCAAUAAAGACUUCGGUCAACAUAUAUUAAAAAAUCCUAUGGUUAUAACUUCAAUGUUAGAAAAAUCUGGACUUAGACCUACAGAUGUAGCCCUAGAAAUUGGUCCAGGUACUGGUAAUAUGACCGUUAAAUUAUUAGAACAAGUUAAAAAAGUAAUAGCUUGUGAAAUAGAUACGAGAUUAGUGGCAGAAUUGCAGAAAAGAGUUCAAGGCACUCCUUUACAAUCAAAACUACAAAUAAAAGUAGGAGAUGUUUUAAAAAGUGAGCUACCUUUUUUUGAUGUUUGUGUAGCUAAUAUUCCAUACCAGAUCUCAUCGCCAUUAGUAUUUAAACUUUUACUGCAUAGACCAUUUUUCAGAUGUGCUGUCCUUAUGUUUCAGCAAGAAUUUGCUCAAAGACUUGUGGCCAAGCCUGGUGACAAGUUGUAUUGUAGGUUGUCUGUAAAUACACAACUACUGGCUAGGGUAGACAUGUUAAUGAAGGUAGGUAAAAAUAAUUUUAGACCACCUCCAAAAGUGGAAUCUUCAGUGGUACGGAUAGAACCUCGAAAUCCACCACCUCCAAUAAAUUAUACAGAAUGGGAUGGUUUAACUAGGAUAGCUUUUACUAGAAAAAAUAAAACUUUGGGAGCUUCUUUUAGACAAACAUCAGUUUUGGCUACAUUAGAAAAGAAUUUUAAACUGCAUUGUAGUGUACAUAACAAAGAAUUGCCUUCAGAUUUUAUUAUAAAAGACAAAGUUGAAGAAAUAUUGACAAAAGUAGAGGCUGACCAAAAACGAGCGAGGACAAUGGAUAUUGAUGAUUUUAUUGUAUUAUUACAUGCAUUUAAUGCAGAAGGAAUACAUUUUUCAUAG
Psylliodes chrysocephalus is the source of this 921-nucleotide messenger RNA. NCBI's taxonomy places the organism in Eukaryota, Metazoa, Arthropoda, Insecta, Coleoptera, Chrysomelidae. The record is from the annotation of a GenBank genome assembly.